AUGUUGCGGUUUGCGAUUACCCUCAUCGCCUGGACGCUCGCUGAGAGCACCACUGGGCUUGAAUGGCAGAAUGAGGUGAAUGUGUCGAUGUGCAAUUGGGCCCAGUUCCGAGCAAAUGUCAUUCGAGACACGAUCUAUUUGGACGGCGGAGAGUUGUGGUGGCAGGCCGGCCUCUCCGACGGAACGUACGCCAGCCCACAGAACGACGGAGGAAUCAAUGGCGUCGUGUACGAAUUCAAUCUAGGCCAGCCCUUCAACCAUUCGACCAACAUCACCAGCCUGUUCAAGACGCUGUCAAAAACAGGCGGCCUUGCUAGCAACAACAUCGCACCUAACUAUGAUGACGGUGCGAUGUUUGCAAACGACGACGAGUUGAUCACCUUUGGGGGCCUCGUCGACGCGACCAACAGCUCAAGCGCCCCCGCAGAGAAUGCUAUUCUAGGGUACGAGGCAUAUCAAUACGGCCCAGCGCGUCAAUCUUGGUCGCCAGGUUUCGUUAAUAAACAGCUACCGACGAACAUCACUCGCUAUGUCACAAACGGUGCCAGCGCCUCAGCCCCGAGUGAAAAUAUGGGAUACUACUUUAGUGGCAUACGAGCAGCGGACUGGGGUCCCAUAUUCAACGAUGGAGAAUCUGCAAAUACUUUGGCAAAUAGCUUAAUAUCGGUCAAUAUGUCAGUAAUGAGAGAAGAGACGUGGGCGAACGAUACGCUACCAUCUUUCGUUCCUGCUCGAGCCAAUGCAGAGCUUGCCUGGAUCCCAGCAGGCGAAUACGGAGUGCUGGUUGCUAUAGGAGGAGUCAUCGAUCCUGUCUCGCUAACUGCCGCUCAAGAGUUGAAUUCAUCACAGACUAACGCCAGCUCUCAAACUAGUCCAACGUUCAUGGAGACGGUUUCCGUAUAUGAUAUCGCCAACAAAAAAUGGUAUCAGCAAAACACAACUGGCGACAUCCCUCCUCAGCUGACUAUGUUUUGUUCCGCGGUUGCCUCAGCAAGAGAUGAUUCAUCCUUCAACGUAUACAUAUACGGGGGCUACGACGGCAUCAACCAGAGUAGCAUACCGUCAGAUGAUGUAUACAUUUUGUCCGUACCGCAGAUGAUAUGGACCCACGCGUAUACCGGACAGAGCAAUCAUGGCGGAAUCUACGAAAAUAACCCAGUUAUAUGUCUUCAAGCUGGACUUGCAGAAGUGUUCAACGUGAACAACUUGAAAUUCCAGGACUCGUAUGACCCCCGAGUAUGGAGCGAAUACAUGGUACCCGAUGUUGUCACAGCAAAGAUUGGCGGAAAUGGGAACGGAAGUGCCACGGUGCAGUCACCAGCAAGUUUGAGCGACGUCUUUGCAAGUGUGUAUACAAAGCCAAUCACGACGUAUUACCCCUAUGCGUUACAAUCUACAAACUCAACCAAUACAACAAAUCCGACACCCGGACCGACAGCCAUCACUGUCAGCGGUGGUGGUGGUCUUCCAAAUUGGGUAGGACCUGUUUUGGGUGUUGUACUCGGAUUGAUAGUCGUCGCAGCGGCUAUAAUCUUCUUCUUGAUUUGGAGAAGACGAAAAUCAGGGAGAAGCACAAGAGUAAGCGAGACACAGGCGAGUACCACUGGGAUUAGAGGGUUUGUGCUACGAUGGCUGUACGGUACAGCAGCACAAGAUACCAAAAGUCAACCAGAUCUGGCUGUUGCAGAUAUUGACGGCGCUACUGUCGUGUCCUCCAAAACCCACGAGCGCCACGUCUCAGAGGCCGGCAGUGUGGCAUUGCACGAGAUUGAUAAUAUUCACACUCCUGUCUAUGAGAUGGKCCCAAACGACCAAGGACUACAGUGGCAUGAAACUCAUUGGUCUCAACCUCAGCAAUCUCCACCACUUGUAUCUCCUAACAUUGAUGGAAUGAUGUACAGCAGCCAAUCGCCUACGAGACCAACUCAUCAAAACACCCGACAUACGAGCAAUAUGAGUACCGGAUACCGAAGUGAUAUUUCAGAGAUCGGGUCGUCAGAUCCUGGGCGUCCUGCGCAUAAUAGGCAAGUGUCAGACAACUCGGUCUCGGAUGUAACAUCAGUACCUGGUUCUCAGGAUGGAAGUAAUGCGGAGACUUCCAACAGAGAAUACACGGCUACAAAUAGUGCCACAAUGAGUGGACGAAUCACUACUGUACGAGAAGAUGAAGAGCACAAUGCUACUGAGGCUGUGGUCAGCCCAUUAGUUGAAGAGCAUGACGAAAUACAACGGCAGCGCAAUCAUUUGACAGAGCUAGAGUGA
Talaromyces amestolkiae is the source of this 2262-nucleotide messenger RNA. RefSeq lists its product as uncharacterized. The transcript is spliced from 9 exons. The record is from RefSeq and is a predicted model, not a curated record. Bases 1 to 2262 code for a protein of 753 amino acids. Lineage: Eukaryota; Fungi; Ascomycota; Eurotiomycetes; Eurotiales; Trichocomaceae. Gene Ontology annotation, molecular function: protein binding.